Molecule: messenger RNA, 738 nt
Organism: Trichobilharzia szidati
Lineage: Eukaryota; Metazoa; Platyhelminthes; Trematoda; Strigeidida; Schistosomatidae
Source: the annotation of a GenBank genome assembly
UGGCACAAUAUUAUUUUGCAGUAUAUAACACUGACAACAUACACUGACGAGAGAUUUUGAAUCAUGAAAAAUAUACUACAAACGAUAUUAUGCUGCCUGCUACUCCUAUUAUCUAAUAACAAUGCAACUAUUGAAUAUGACAGCGACGGUAACUAUAUCGGAGAAGACAGCGACAAUGCCGAUAACGGAGAAGACAGCGACAAUGACGAUACCGGAGAAACACAACCAGUCGCAAAUCAGUCAGAAAGCACUGCGUCAGCUGGCACUGAUCAACAGUUGACUACCACGCCUCAAUUCCUGUCAGAAACACCAGUCACACAGCGGUUCGGCAGUGAUGAACAUCUGACUAGCGUGGCUCGAUUCGAUUCAGAAAUACCAGUUGAUGCUAACAAGUUUAUUGCUCACUAUGAUCCGAAUUCAACAUUAGACGCAUACGUAGAUUCAUACUUUGAAGUUGUGAAUGAUAAAUUUUUCAUGAUUGAGCUUCAUACAUACCGGGAUCCCAAGAAUGCGGAAGAAACAAUAAAAACUGAAAUCCUGAGACUUGAACGCUUAUAUCAAAGAAAAUGGGAGAAGGAAUUUCUCGAAACAAUCAGUGCAGAAGACAAGUCGCUCGUGAAUCUUGCUAACUAUGAAUACAGGAAGGCAUUGGAAGAUGAUGAUGCUUUUCAGCACAACGUUUUUGCUAAUUAUGGACGAUACCAUCAGUUGAAAAUGCAUAUUUCAAAGAAAUGGGAA